AUGGACGACGGCAAACUUGCCUCUUGCACGAUCGAAGUGCCCUUGUUCCCGACGCCAACGCGCCUUCCAGUCAAUGGCUUCAAUGGGUCCUUGCACGACAUCCUCUUUUUCACCCCCUCCUAUCGCCCCGACCCGUACUUCGCAGACCCCUUCAGCACGCCCAUCACCUGGUCGAUGAUUGACGCCUAUGGCUCACGCGUCGCCGUGCAUGCCACAAGCCGUGGCACCUGCUUGGGGUUGCUACUCACAACGCUGCUCUAUGUUCUGUUCAUCACACCACAACAAAAGCGCUGGAAGCGUUUCCACAUUUGCCUCCUUCUUGCUCUCAUCACCAAAGUCAUCGACUUGCUCAUCAUCUGCGCCACGGCAGCCCUGCCCAAUGUCGGCUACUAUCCUUCUUAUCCUUUCAUCACCAAUGAUCUCACUGGCGGCUAUUCGUCAAGCUAUCUCUCGUCCACGCUGGCCCGCGCGCUCCUCGACAUCAUCAGCACGCUCUGCAUGUUCGCGUGCCUGUACAUCCAGGCUAUCGCCACACUUGCGGCAUUGCGUCUGACACACCGCCGAAUAUAUUGGUGUUUGAACAUCUACCUCCUCCUCGCAGCCGUGGCUGUCCUCCUUACACGCCUGUUGCUAUUCGUUACCCGAGCGUACGCCCUGUGUCGGCAGACAUCCACGCCGGGUCUGGACCUUGUCCGCACUGACAGGGCCAACGUAGCCACCAACACGCUCGCACUGCUUAGCUAUUGUAUCGUCGCCAUCUGUUCCGUGGGCAAGAUCCUGCGGAGCCGGCGCAGUAUACUGCUCCAUGAUGGAGGCAAUAAAAGCUACGACAGUGCGCUGGCGCUGAUGGCACUAGUACUGCUGGAGAGUUUUGUGGCACCGUUAGUCUUGACGGUGAUGUACAUUAUGCAAAGCACGCGCGCUAGUUUCGCCACAGCAGAGACGUUCAUAUUGCCAGUCGUCCUGGUAGUUCUGCCAUUCGGGGGGUUGUUUUCUGGAACAGCCGCAUCAGCCGGACGGCGAGAGCAGCAACCUGCCAGGAACGGACGUAGAGACCGAAACAAGCCUAUUACGGUCCCAUCGAUCGGCCCGACCAUGCAGAGCGGAGGGUUUCCAGGAUUGGAGUCGGAGAGGCUGGACUGUGGCUCAAACCAGUCGAAUGCAAGACGUCUAGGGAAUGCGCUGAGUACGGCGAACCAUGAGCUGGCUACUAUCGACGCACUGUAA
Messenger RNA from Cyphellophora europaea CBS 101466, 1227 nucleotides. RefSeq lists its product as uncharacterized. The transcript has a single exon. The record is from RefSeq and is a predicted model, not a curated record. NCBI's taxonomy places the organism in Eukaryota, Fungi, Ascomycota, Eurotiomycetes, Chaetothyriales, Cyphellophoraceae. Gene Ontology annotation, biological process: G protein-coupled receptor signaling pathway. Gene Ontology annotation, cellular component: membrane. Gene Ontology annotation, molecular function: mating-type factor pheromone receptor activity. The coding region runs from base 1 to 1227 and encodes 408 amino acids.